Molecule: messenger RNA, 2977 nt
Organism: Micromonas commoda
Lineage: Eukaryota; Viridiplantae; Chlorophyta; Mamiellophyceae; Mamiellales; Mamiellaceae
Exons: 2
Coding region: 1-2838 (945 amino acids)
Molecular function (GO): methyltransferase activity
Source: RefSeq, a predicted model, not a curated record
AUGGACUGCCUGGUGCACACGAGCUCCAGGCUCAAGGUGGCGUCGCUCUUCUCCGGAUGCGGCGUGCUCGACUACGGCCUGACGCAAGCCGGCCACGAGAUCAUCCUCCAGACGGAGUCUGACGACGCCGCGAGAGAGGUGCUCGCCGCUCGGUUCCAGGGGAUCUGCCAGCCGCGCGACGCGGGCAUGGUCGAGGUUUUACCCGCGGACACCGACCUUCUCGCCGCGUCCGUCGUCUCCGCCGAGCUCGAGGGAUCUUGGCGCGAGAGCUGGAGCAAGGAUUCCGUGGCGUCCAAGCUGAAGCAGGUGCUCCGGCUGAUGAAGUCGAGCCCGCGGACGCCGUGGGUGCUCAUCGAGGCGUCCUCCGCGCUGCUCGAGAGCGACGGCGACGGCGUGCCCAUCAUAUGCGACCUGGUCAGCGAGUUCGAGCGGUUGGGAUACAGAUGGGCGCACAGGACCGUCGCGCCCGUCGCCUUCGGCGUUCCCGACGUCAAACCCAGGGUGGUACUCGUCGGGUCCAAGCACGGAGACCCGAGGGACGUACUGCUCACCGAGGACGCGGGUGCGAUCGCGCCGUUCGACGCUCCGGGUCCCGACCAGGCGCAGGCGUUCGUCUUCAACCGGCAGACGGACGGCAGGGUCCGGGUCUUUAGCGAUUUCGUCGAGGGGUUCAACCCGGGGGGCGCGAGCUGCGUCCUCAUGCCCGGCGGCGGUCUCACCGCGCUGGAGGUGCACGACGCGGAACGGCUGCAGGGGCUGCCCCCGGGCUGGACCCUCACCUCGCGCCCGCCCGCGAUUGGCACCCCCGUGGACAACGCCCCGCGGUGGAACGCGCUCGCGGCGUCCAUGGGGUGCGUCCCCGCGACGCAGUGGAUUGGCGCCAGGCUGGCGAACCCGUACAAGCUCAAGGCUUCCGACUCCAUCGGCGUUCCCUUCGAGUCCCCGAUCACGGUGCCGUGGCCGCCGUGCGCCUACAACGUCGGUUCGGGUCGGUGCGCGGCGCCCGUGUCCCCUUUCCCGAGGGCGACUCCCGGCGCCGCGCUGCCCACCCUCGGCGCCUUCGUCACGCCCCCAUCCGUCGGCGGGCACUCCUCCAGCAUGGAGGUGGUCACGAAGGAGACGGCGCUGGACUGCGUCAAGGCUCUUCGCGCGGCCGGGUGGCAGCCCCCGCCGCAGCUCAUCGCGGUGGAGGUGGCCGCGGAGGCUGCCAUCGCGGCGGCGGCGGCGGCGGCGGCGGCUCAGAUGCCGGGGGCGAAACCCGGCGAAAAGCGAGGAUCCCCCGCGCUUCAGGACCCGGUUGCCGCGCAGGCUGCCGCGCUGGCGGCGCUGGCGCCGAUGAUGGCGGCGGUGCAGGCGGCUGACGCCGGCGCGAGCCUGGCGGGGUUGGGUAACCCCGCCGCGGCGCUGGCGGCGGCGGCGGCGGCAAGUGGCGGUGCUCCGAGGUCCAAAAAGUCGAAAACCUCGGCGCACGGCGUCAACGCGCACAAGGACGAACCCGCGGAGGAGGAAGGGGACGAGUCCGAGGAGGACGACCCCGACGACGACUCGUACACCGUCGCGAACAUCACGCUUCGGAGUCGGAAGGAGUCGCAGGUUGUGUGGGCGAAGCUCCCCGGACACCCGUUCUGGCCCGGUUUGAAGGUUGACCUCAAGAAGGACAAGGUGCCGCCCGAGACGAUGAACAUGCGAAAGGAGAACGAGGCGCUCGUGAUCUUCUUCGGCGAGAACUCGUUCGGGUGGGUGCGCGAGGAUCAGGUGCUCGAUUUCAAGGAGGCGUACGCGGAGAAGGCGAGGGAACCCAUCCGGAACAAGGCUCGGUUCAACAGCGCCCUGCAGGAGGCUCUGAACGACAUAGAGAAGCGCGGCGUCGCCUUCGUCCCCCCCGCGAUUCAGCAGCGAGGUAAAUCCGGCGGCCACCACGGCCACUCCAACGGCCACAAGGACGCCAAGAAGGACGUCCUCAAGAAGGACGGCGACGGCGGCGGUACAAACGGCGAGAAGUUCCCGGUUCACCUGCCCACCGGCGAGGAGGCGAAGGCGCGAGCCGAGUCCCUCGUCGCAUCCGCGGCUAAGGCCAUCGCGUCCGGGCGGCUCACCACCGAGGGAUGCGCGUGCCGCGUCUGCGCCAACCCCGCCUCCCCGAAGAACGCGCUCUCCGGAAAGGAGAAAGGGGGCGCGGGCGCGCCCGUCUGCCUCCGCAUCGAGGCGCAGAAGGCGGCGGCGGAGCACGCGGUGGGCGCCAUGCUCACCCUGCAGGGCGAGGCGUCGGUGGGCCACGUCAUCGAGAUCUUCUGGCCUCUCGACGACGUCCACUACGGCGCCAAGAUCACGUCCUACGAUCCGGUGGAGAUGCAGCACAUGGUCAUGUACGACGCGGACGGCGUGCGCGAGUACCUCUGCCUGUGGAACGAGGACGUGAAGGUUCUCGACGGCCCGACUCCGGGCGAGGGUCCCGCGCCUGACGCGCCGCGCGACCACGCCACGCAGCCCGGCAUGGCGAACCUCGCCGCUCUCGCGUCCGCCGGCGCCGUCAACGGCGGCGGAAGCAGGGGCGGCGCGGGCGGCGCGGGCGGCGACGAGGCUGGCGGCGCGCCGGGAGCAAAGACCGAACCCGCGGAGACCGAGGCGGCGGCGGCGGAUGGGGCGGAGGACGGGUGCCUCGAGGCGCUGAUGGGGCUGGCGAGUGACUCGUCGGCGCCGUCGUCACCCGCGCCGUCGGCGGCGCCCAGGAAGGGCGGCCAGCGCGCGGCGACCAACGGCGGCGCGGCAGGUUCCGGAUCCGCCAGGCUCUCCUCGCGACAGGCGACGAAGGAGAGCGCCAACGCGGCGGGUCCGUAGGGAGAGAGGCAAGGCGAAGGCGAGAGAGAGAUGGAUGCGAUUGAUUGCGACGGGCCGCGACGUCGACGAGGGAGGGACUCCCAGUGACUCGUCUCGCGGCGUGCCUAAGUUUUAACGACGAACGCGAAUCACCUCGGGG